Messenger RNA from Talaromyces marneffei, 1257 nucleotides. RefSeq lists its product as uncharacterized. The coding region runs from base 1 to 1257 and encodes 418 amino acids. Gene Ontology annotation, biological process: phospholipid catabolic process. The record is from RefSeq and is a predicted model, not a curated record. Lineage: Eukaryota; Fungi; Ascomycota; Eurotiomycetes; Eurotiales; Trichocomaceae. Gene Ontology annotation, molecular function: hydrolase activity, acting on ester bonds. The transcript has 3 exons.
AUGUUGUCUCAGAAGAUGUUGCAAAAGGUUUUGAUGGCCAUGAUGGCCAGCUGCUGCUUGGUUGCUGCUCAGACUACCACUGAGCAGUACCCUUCUGCCGCAGAGAUUGCCGCUGCUCAGGCUUCCGUCAUUCCUUUCUCUCCCGUCUCGAACGUGCACGGAAAGGUCUUUAACCGAUUCAUUGAUAUCUGGUUGGAGAACACUGACUUGGCCUCCGCUGAGAUUGAGCCUCAUCUUGACGAGUUGAAGAAGAAUGGUAUCUUCUUGAACAACUACUGGGCCGUUACUCACCCAUCCGAGCCCAACUACAUCGCCGCUGCCGGCGGUGACCACUUCGGAAUGGACAACGACAACUUUUGGCAGAUUCCUAACAAUGUCGCUACCAUUGCCGACCUUUUCGAUACCCGCAAGAUCUCCUGGGGCGAGUACCAGGAAGGUCUUCCAUACGCCGGCUACCAGGGUUUCCGCUACCCUGAAUCUGGUCCCAACAACUACGUGCGCAAGCACAACCCCCUCGUCAUCUUCAACUCUGUGACCGAUGACGCUACUCGUCUCCGUCAGAUCAAGAACUUCACCAGCUUCUACGAUGAUCUUGACAACGAGAGUCUCCCCCAAUACUCUUUCAUCACUCCCAACAUGACCAAUGACGGCCACGACACCAACGUCGCUUUCAGCGGUACCUGGUCUUACAACUUCCUCGCUGACCUUCUCAAGAACGAGUACUUCAUGAAGGACACCCUUGUCAUGCUCACCUUCGAUGAAGGUGGCAACUACACCCACCCCAACUCCGUCUACACCCUCUUGGUUGGUGGCGCCAUCCCCGACCAUCUCAAGGGUACCACCGACAGCACUUUCUACACCCAUUACUCCGUUAUCGCCUCUCUCUCCGCCAACUGGGAGCUCCCCUCUCUCGGUCGCUGGGACUGCGGCGCCAACUUGUUGUCCCUCGUUGCUGACAAGGUCAACUAUAUCAACUACGACGUUGACAUGACCAACCGCAACUUGAACACCUCUUACCCCGGCCCCUUGUCCACUAAGAAGUACUCUAGUGCCUGGCCCGUUCCCUUGACUAAGGGUGUUCGAUGCUCCGGUGCCAGCAAUGUUCUUCACAGCGUUCAGCAGACCUACCACGGAAUGGAGCCUACUUACAAUUACACCAGCCCCGUUCCUUACGAUGCUGCCAGCGGAAUUGCCGUUGGUAUCAAGUAUAGCCGCAAAGGACACAACGGCAAGACUGAGUACUUCCAGACUGCUUAA